UUGCAGAAAUUACCAUACCCGAAGGCGGUGGGGUUCAUCGUUACAAAUGAGUUCUGCGAGAGAUUUUCAUAUUAUGGAAUGCGAACCAUUCUGUCGCUGUACCUCCGUGACAAGCUGGGCUAUGGUGAUGACAACGCUACUGUUAUUUAUCAUGUUUUCACAAUGUUCGCUUAUUUCUUUCCCUUAUUGGGUGCCAUGAUAGCCGACGGAUGGCUGGGAAGAUUUAGGACUAUUUUCUACCUGUCCUUGGUAUACGCGACUGGAAGUGUUCUCAUAUCCGUGGCAGCGAUGCCACCUGUCAAAUUGCCGCAAUUAGAGUUCACAAUCAUAGCACUGUUCCUGAUAGCCUUUGGCACCGGCGGUAUAAAGCCCUGUGUGUCUGCGUUUGGAGGCGAUCAGUUCAAAUUGCCGGAGCAAGAGCGUUACUUGGGUUAUUUUUUCUCCCUUUUCUAUUUCGCCAUCAACGCUGGAAGUUUGAUAUCGACUUUCCUGACGCCCAUUUUGAGAGCAGAUGUUCAUUGUUUUGGUGAAAAUGAUUGUUAUUCUUUGGCUUUCGGUGUGCCCGGAGUGCUCAUGAUCGUGUCCAUAAUUUUCUUUGUGGCUGGGAAAAGGCUGUAUGUUACGAAAACACCCACGGGAAAUGUACUUGCAAAAGUAUCUCAAUGCAUCGGGCACGCUAUAGUGAAGUCGUGUAAGAGCAAAGACAAACGGGAGCAUUGGCUGGAUCGUGCGGAUGACAAAUUUGACACCAACCUCAUAGAAGAUAUAAAGGCUUUGUUGAGGGUUUUGGUGCUAUUCAUACCGCUACCUGUAUUCUGGGCUUUAUUCGACCAGCAGGGAUCAAGAUGGACAUUCCAAGCUGACAGAAUGGAACAGGAUAUUGGAAGUUGGACACUAAAAGCAGAUCAAAUGCAAGUUUUGAAUCCACUGCUUAUAUUGGUCUUCAUCCCGCUCUUUGAAGUGGCAAUAUAUCCUUUCCUGACUUGGUGCAAGCUCAUUAAGAAACCCUUGCAUAAAAUGAUCUGGGGUGGAAUUUUGGCAGCGUUUGCGUUCGUCAUAUCUGGAAUUGUUGAACUACAAUUGCUGCCAACUUACGGUACGCCUGUGUCGGAAGGUUUGGCGCAAUUGAGAUUAUACAAUGGACAAAAUUGUAAUUACACAUUGAAUUUCACUCUUGACAAUAAAACUGAGAGCUUUAUGAUUGGACCUUUGGAAUAUUAUGAAAAACUGGACAUAAGUGCACAUGAUUUUGUUGAACUGCCGUAUUCUUUGCAAGGAGAGAGAAACAGUGACUGCGAAAAUUCAGAAUUUAACGGAAAAUUUGAUUUGAAAGAAAAAGUUGCAAACUCCUUCUUUUUACGCAACGAAUCUUUGAGAGGUUUUGAAGAUAAUAAUGAGAAGGCUAUUGACGGAGUUAAUUUAAGGUUUUUAUCCAACGUUAUAUCACCUGUAUCCAUAAAUAUUGAAAGCACUAAGGGAAAUAAGACUAAAAUGGCGCUGAACAGCUCAGAUAUGUCUCAAAUACAUUUGUCUAAAGGGACUUAUAAUAUUUUGGUGGGUGAUGUAGAAGUUUUGACAGGAUAUUCAUUGAAAGCGGGUGCUGUUUAUACUUUUAACUUGUAUGAAACUAAUAACGGCUCUUAUCUGAUAAACCCUAUAAUGAUAACUCCACCCAACUCUGUUCACAUCUUGUGGCUGGUGCCGCAAUACGUGGUUAUGACUAUGGGUGAAGUGAUGUUCUCAGUGACGGGGCUGGAGUUCUCUUUCACUCAGGCACCCGCUACCAUGAAAUCCGUUUUGACCUCCGUGUGGCUACUUACUGUUGCUUUCGGCAACCUUAUUGUAGUUCUCAUAGUAGAGGGGAAAUUUUUAGACGCUCAGUGGAAGGAAUUCUUCUUGUUCGCUGGACUCAUGAUGUUGGACAUGUUUAUAUUUACAUCCAUGGCAUUUAGAUAUAAAUACGUCGAAUACAAAUCGAGCACAGAAGAAUUGGCCGUUGAAGAAAUAAGACUACCCGACAAACAGAUCAAAGAAACUUAG
Messenger RNA from Danaus chrysippus (African queen), 2040 nucleotides. NCBI's taxonomy places the organism in Eukaryota, Metazoa, Arthropoda, Insecta, Lepidoptera, Nymphalidae. The record is from the annotation of a GenBank genome assembly.